AUGGCAAGGGCCUUAUACGACAACGUCCCAGAGUGUGCUGAGGAGCUGGCCUUUCGCAAGGGAGACAUCCUGACUGUCAUAGAGCAGAACACAGGAGGACUGGAAGGAUGGUGGCUCUGCUCCUUACACGGUCGGCAAGGCAUUGUCCCGGGCAACCGGGUGAAGCUUCUGAUUGGCCCCGUGCAGGAGACCUCCUCCAGUCAGGACCCGCCUACUUCUGGACUGAUGCACCAGCCCUUUGGCCAACAGAAGCUCUAUCAAAUGCCAAACCUCCAGGGUGCCCCUCGAGACACCAUCUACCAAGUGCCACCUUCCUACCAAAAUCAGGGAAUUUACCAAGUACCCACUGGCCAUGGUACCCAGGAACAAGAUGUGUAUCAAGUCCCACCAUCAGUGCAGAGAGGCAUUGCAGGGGCUAAUGGUCCCCACUUAAGUAAAAAGGUGAUCACGCCGAUGAGGACAGGCCAUGGCUAUGUGUACGAGUACCCAUCCAGAUACCAAAAGGACAUCUAUGAUGUCCCUCCUUCCCAGACCGCUCACGGGGUGUACGACAUCCCACCGUCGUCUGUGAAAGGCCCCAUGUUCUCAGUUCCAGUGGGAGAGAGAAAACCUCAAGGGGUCUAUGACAUCCCUCCUACCAAAGGGGGAUACACCAUUCCACCUCCUGCCUGCAGAGAUGAGGCCGGGCUUAGGGAGAAAGAGUACGACUUCCCCCCUCCGAUGAGACACUCUGGCCGGCCCGACGGCAGACCCGAGGGCGUGUAUGACAUCCCCCCAGCCGGCACCAAGCCCCUGGGGAAGGACCUUCACACUAAAUAUAACGGCGACGCUGCAGCGGAGCUGGCGCCACGGAGACACCAAAGCAUUUCCCUGAGCCACCCGGCCCCGCAGCUGCGCCAGCCCGGGGGCUCCCAGAACGACGCCUACGAUGUCCCCCGGGGGGUCCAGUUUCUGGCAACGCCAGCAGAAACCAGCGGGAAAGCAAACCUCGAAGAGAGAGACGGCGUUUACGACGUGCCGCUGCACAACCCGCCGGACGCCAGAGGCUCCCGGGAUGCGGUGGACGGCGUCAACCGGCUGUCCUCCUCCAGCACCGGCAGCACCAUGUCCACGUCCUCCACCACCUCGAAGGAAUCUUCGCUGUCUGCCUCCCCGUCCCAGGACAGAAGGCUCUUCCUGGAUCCAGACACGGCCAUCGAGAGGCUACACCGGCUGCAGCAGGCCCUGGAGAUGGGCGUCUCGGGCCUGAUGGCGCUGGUCACCACCGACUGGCGGGGCUACGGGUACAUGGAGCGACACGUCAACGAGGUCCGCGCCGCCGUGGACAGGGUGGAGCUGGCCCUGAGGGACUACCUGCACUUCGCCAAGGGCGCCACGGCCAACGCCUCCUGCCUGCCGGAGCCCCCACUCCACAACAAGAUGAAGCGGGAGCUCCAGAGGCUGGAGGACUCCCAACAGAUCCUGAGCCAGACCAGCCAUGACUUAAACGAGUGCAGCUGGUCCCUGAAUGUUCUGGCCGUCAACAAGCCCCAAAAUAAAUGGGAUGACCUGGACCGGUUCGUGAUGGUGGCAAAGACGGUACCAGAUGACGCCAAGCAGCUGACCACGACCAUCAACACCAACGCGGAGGCCCUCUUCAAGCUGGGCCCUGGCAGCUCCGGGCCUGAGAGCAUCACGAACUCCGCUGAGUGCCCACACGCCGGCUCCCAGGUACAGCGGCUGCAUCCCGGGGACCACAAGGCUCCAGCCCUCAACAAGCCACUGCCCCCAAGCCUGGGCAAGGACCAGCCCCCUGACUGUAGUAGCAGUGACGGCUCUGAACGGAGCUGGAUGGAUGAUUACGACUAUGUGCACCUUCAGGGUAAGGAGGAGUUUGAGAGGCAACAGAAGGAGCUCUUGGAAAAAGAAAAUAUCAUCAAACAGAACAAGAUGCAGCUGGAACAUCAUCAGCUGAGUCAGUUCCAGUUGUUGGAACAAGAAAUCACAAAGCCCGUGGAGAACGACAUCUCCAAGUGGAAGCCCUCCCAGAGCCUCCCAAGCACCAGCAGCGGCGUGGGCGCUCAGGACAGGCAGCUGCUGUGCUUCUACUACGACCAGUGUGAGACCCAUUACAUCUCCCUCCUCAACGCCAUUGAUGCUCUCUUCAGCUGCCUCAGCUCGGCACAGCCCCCACGGAUCUUCGUGGCGCACAGCAAGUUCGUCAUCCUCAGCGCCCACAAACUGGUGUUCAUCGGAGACACGCUGACAAGGCAGGUGGCCGCCCAGGAUGUUCGCAACAAAGUGAUGAACUCCAGCAACCAGCUCUGCGAGCAGCUCAAGACUAUAGUUUUGGCGACCAAGACGGCCGCGCUUCAUUACCCCAGCACCUCCGCCCUGCAGGAGAUGGUCCACCAGGUGACCGACCUGUCCAGGAACGCGCAGCUCUUCAAGCGCUCUUUGCUGGAGAUGGCGACAUUCUGA
Molecule: messenger RNA, 2460 nt
Organism: Lipotes vexillifer (Yangtze River dolphin)
Lineage: Eukaryota; Metazoa; Chordata; Mammalia; Artiodactyla; Lipotidae
Gene: NEDD9
Product: neural precursor cell expressed, developmentally down-regulated 9
Exons: 7
Coding region: 1-2460 (819 amino acids)
Biological process (GO): cell migration; cell surface receptor protein tyrosine kinase signaling pathway
Cellular component (GO): cytoplasm; plasma membrane
Molecular function (GO): protein binding
Source: RefSeq, a predicted model, not a curated record